AAGAUAAGGGGAUGAUGGUGCCAUUGUUGUUGUUAUUAUUGUGGUGGAAUGCCGCAAAAAAAAAAAAAUAGUUGCAUGAAUUCUUUUUAACAUCUUUUACUUUUUCUUUUUCCCUUUUCUUUAUUUCUUUUAUAUCUCUCUCAUAAAAACAUGGGUUAAAGAAGUAUCUACUACAAACCAUUUUCGGAUAUACAUUUAACAGAAUGUGACGCUUUCCGACCACACAAAGACGAUUCAACAACGGACUUUUUUUUUUUCUUCCUUCCUCUCUCCCUUUCUCACUAUUUUUUUUUUUAUUAUUAUUAUUAUCAAAUUCCCUCCAUGGCACAAGCUAAUGAUGACCAAAGUGGUGAUGAUGCAGCAACAAUGACUCAACCCAACACUGCAGCUUCCGUCGUAUCUGCACCAAAUAUACACCCAACCAGCCAUUCCAGCAACUACAAUAAUGAAAACAAGGAUGGUAAUGAUGCAAGAACGUCUCAUUCAAUGGGAGAAGAACGUAUUCAUGACUAUACCCUUCCAUUCCUCGUGCGUACUAAAACAAAUCAAGAAAAGGAUCAAAUUAGGUCAGAAUAUCAUUUACAACUACAACAACGACAACAAGAAGGUCAACCCUCUCUAUCACGUUUACCCACCGGGGGAUCAUUACAAAAAUGGGAAAAGCGACCUAUCAUUGGCUGGAUCAUCCGAGGUUAUCGUAAACUUUCCACUUCUAUUUUGUUGGAAAAUAAAGCAAGUGUGGCAAGAGACCAUUUAGCAAAUGAAAGAACAUUUUUAGCUUGGUUACGAACAUCUCUUGCUUUGAUUACUGUUGGCGUAGCCAUCACUCAACUAUAUCAUUUGAAUCCAUCACCUAGUAGUAAUGAUAUAACAGGACGUGCUUUAGGUGGAACUUUUGUAGCAUUGAGUAUUGUGUUUUUAUACUUUGCCAAUGCAAGAUAUUUCCAUGCUCAAUUUGCUUUAACUCAAGGACAAUUUCCAGCAAGUAGGGGGGCAGUUUUACUCGGUUCGAUAUGCGUUUUAGCUGUACUACUAGCUAUGUUUAUUGUUAUUGUUACAGAAAGACGUUGAUAUUCAAGAUUAUCUGUGGUUGUAGAAUUUUAGUUUCAUCCUAUGGAUGAUUGAUAGAUACCUUAUUUUAUUUUUUUUUUAUGUUGUUAGUAGG
Molecule: messenger RNA, 1165 nt
Organism: Halteromyces radiatus
Lineage: Eukaryota; Fungi; Mucoromycota; Mucoromycetes; Mucorales; Cunninghamellaceae
Exons: 3
Coding region: 322-1071 (249 amino acids)
Source: RefSeq, a predicted model, not a curated record